Messenger RNA from Pimephales promelas (fathead minnow), 1549 nucleotides. RefSeq names its product kelch domain-containing protein 1. The record is from RefSeq and is a predicted model, not a curated record. Gene Ontology annotation, molecular function: protein binding. NCBI's taxonomy places the organism in Eukaryota, Metazoa, Chordata, Actinopteri, Cypriniformes, Leuciscidae.
UCCUCUUUGUUAACAGUUGUUGUUGUUUUUUAGUAACGUUAUUAGUUUUGUUUCAGAUAAGAUUCUUUGUUUGUAAAACAAUUGAUUAAGAUGACAGACAGAAAACUAAAAACACAGAAGCGCUCUUUCACACACGCGCACGCGCGUGGCUGUUGUUGUUUUGCGCGUGACACGAGCUGCCAGAUCCAGUCCCUCGGUUACUGUACUAAUAUCAGCACUAUUAAUAAUCGUGAUGAGUGAAACAGUGGCUCGAGAGAGAAGCGGACACACCGCGGCGGCGGACGGACAGUAUUUAUAUGUCUGGGGUGGUUAUGUGUCGGUGGCAGAACAUGAAGUUUUUCUUCCAAAUGACGAGCUUUGGCUGUAUGACUUAGAAACUGGGUUAUGGGUCAGGCGUGGGAUGUCUGGGACGGUUCCCCCGUCUCUCUCCGGGACCUGUGGCUGUAUUGUGAACGGACUCCUGUAUAUAUUCGGAGGCUGCUGUGAUGAUGGACAGACCAAUGAACUCUACUCCGUCGAUCUCCACGAUGGGGCGUUCAGCUGGAGGAAGCUCGAGCCCCAGUCCGGGUCUGCCCCGUCACCGCGAGACAAACUGUCCUGUUGGGUUCAUAAAGGAAGAAUGGUCUACUUCGGUGGAUAUGGCCACAAGCUGCGGAGCGACAUCAGGGACCCGAGGAGCUUCGCUGUGGAUGAAGCAUCAUGGGCCGAGGACCUCUUCUGGGGGUGGAACAACGAAACGCACGAGUUCGAUCCGGAUAGCAGAAGGUGGACUGAACCUCAGACCUUCGGUCGCGCUCCUGCACCGCGAGCCGCUCACGCUAGUGCUACGAUCGGCAGUAAAGGUUUCGUAUGUGGAGGGAGAAUAAAGGAAACUAGAACAUGUGAUGUAUUUUGUCUGGAUUUGAAUUCAUGGACAUGGUCAGAAAUCGUCUCCUGCAGCGUCUCUCCCUCGGGUCGAUCAUGGCACACUCUCUCACCAGUGUCAGACUCCUCACUCUUUCUGUUCGGUGGACUCAGUGAAGACUGCAGACCCAUGAGCGACGGCUGGCUGCUGGAUCUGGAGACGCGAGGAUGGGCGAGGAAGGAGCAUCCGCACGAGGACAAGCCACGGCUUUGGCACAGCGCUUGUCCCGGAAGAGACUCGGAUGUGAUUGUGUUCGGAGGGAGUCAUGAUUAUAUUCUUCUGGUGGACAAAGGCCACUGCAACGACGCGCUGGUGUUCCAGACCCAGCCGUACCCGCUGAUCCGGUUGUGCCAGGACUUCAUUGCAAACCAUUCCAGUGUGUUUCAGUCCCAGAUCCAGUGUUUACCCCCGAAGCUGAGGCGCGCUGUGGAGAAACGGGCCAGCAGAACACCACAGAACAUGUUCAGAACCUCCCAGUGACUCGCUUUAGAAUAAGCAACUGGGUGACACUUUAUUUUACAGUGUCCUUGUUACAUGUACUUAUCGACGACAUCACAGUUUGUUUUCUUCAGAGCGCCUAUAUAUAUAUACACGUCCUGUAUAUAUAUAUAUAUAGACAAUUUCACAAGAUGUAAACAACACUGG